GGUCCCUCCCAAUAUCAAAACAUCAGCCAGCCACGUCAAAGCACCGCUCCACCUAGUAGGACUGCCACUCCUCUCAGUCUCUCUCGCAGUCAGCGUCAGUUCCCCGCUAACCUCGCAUUGAGAAGGUGUUGUCGAACAGAUAUCGCAAGAAAGUAAGGGAUAUCAAGUGAAGGAGAGAGAGACAGGUCGUCUUGUCUUGGUUCUCCCAUCAUGAAGAUGCUUGGAGUGCCAUUUGCCCUGGUUUGGGUGGUUUUCGGGCUGUCCUGCAUUCUCGCUGGAAAAGUGAACAAACACAAGCCGUGGAUCGAGACGUCGUACCAUGGGGUGAUCACGGAGAACAUGGACACCGUCCUGCUGGACCCUCCCUUGGUGGCCUUGGACAAGGACGCCCCUGUCCCCUACGCAGGGGAGAUCUGUGCGUUUAUGAUCCAUGGGCAGGAGGCCCCGUUCGAGGCGGUGGUCCUCAACAAGACGUCAGGGGAGGGGGUCCUGAGGGCCAAGGGCCUGGUGGACUGUGAGACCCAAAAGGAGUACACCUUCGUCAUCCAGGCCUACGACUGUGGGGCCGGGGCCAACGGGGUCAGCUGGAAGAAGUCACACAAGGCGGUGGUUCACAUCCAGGUGGAUGACGUGAAUGAGUUCUCUCCUGUGUUCCGGGAGGCCGUAUACCAUGCUGCGGUAACGGAGGGGAAGAUCUACGACAGCAUCCUGCAGGUGGAGGCCUGGGACCAGGAUUGUUCCCCGCAGUACAGCCAGAUCUGCAACUACGACAUCGUCACCUCCGACACACCCUUCGCCAUUGACCGCAAUGGCAACAUCAGAAACACGGAGCGACUGAGCUACGACAAGCAGCUGCGCUACAAGAUCAUGGUGACCGCCUUCGACUGCGGCCAAAAGAGGGCGACGGAGAGUGUGGCGGUGCACAUCGAUGUCAAGCCCGUCUGCAAACCUGGCUGGCAAGGCUGGAACAAACGAAUGGACUAUGAGCCCGGAACGGGAAGCAAGCAACUGUUUCCCAAGAUGCACCUUGAGACUUGUGACGGCCCGCUGUCGGCGGUGAGAGCCAUGGUGGAGCUGCAGACCAGCCACAUUGGGAAGGGCUGCGACCGAGAGACCUACUCUGAGAAGUCCCUACAGAAACUCUGUGGUGCGGCGUCCGGCAGCACGGACCUCCUCCCCGCCCCCAGCGCUUCCACCAAUUGGACGGCCUCGCUGCUGACAGACAGUGGGCGGGAUAGCGACCUCAUCUUCCGCUUCGACGGGCGGCAGGCCUCCAACGUGCCGGAGCGGGUGGUUCCACAGAACCUGACUGACCAGUUCACCAUCGCCACGUGGAUGAAGCAUGGGCCCAGCCCUGGUCUGAGGGCUGAGAAGGAGACCUUGCUCUGCAACUCUGACAAGACCGAGAUGAACCGGCACCACUACUCCCUGUACGUCCACAACUGCCGUCUGGUUUUCCUGCUCAGGAGAGACUUCACCCAGGUUGACACCUUCCGCCCUGCAGAGUUCCACUGGAAACUGGAGCAGAUCUGUGACAAGGAGUGGCACUACUACGUGAUCAAUGUGGAGUUCCCUGCCGUGAUUCUCUUCGUAGAUGGCGUAACCUACGAACCCUACCUGGUGACCGACGAUUGGCCCAUCCAUCCCUCAUCAAUUGACACCCAGCUGACAGUGGGUGCCUGCUGGCAAGGUGGUGAGGUGUCCAACCCGCGGUUCACCCAGUACUUCCGGGGAAGUCUGUCAGGUCUGACCAUCCGGCCAGGCAAGAUAGAGACCCAGAAGGUCAUCUCCUGUCUACAGGCCUGUAAGGAAGGACUGGACAUCAACUCACUGGAGAGCCUGGGCAAGGAUAUCAAGUUUCACUUUAACCCGGCCCAGUCUGUGCUGGUGAUGGAGGGAGAGGACCUGGAGAGUGUCAACACAGCCAUGGCCAAGGUCUCCUACAUCAACUCACGCCAGUUCCCCACAGCAGGCCUCAGACGGCUACACAUCACCACCACCGUACAGUGUUUCGGGGAGGACAUAUGCAUCUCCAUCCCAGACAUUAAGGCAGUAGUGAUAGUCCUGCCACCCAGCGAGCCAUGGAUCACCAUCGCUGGUUCAGAUCGACUCGUCAAGCCUUCCGCUGACCUGCGUGGAGCCAUGGGCGUGGCACCCUUCAAGGAGCUGCGCAUCACCAGCACUGUAACCAAGAGCGACGGUAUGCCGUUCAGCGCAGUCCACAGGCCUGGUGUUCUGGAGGUUAUGCACAACCUGGAUUACUGUGAUGUCCUGGUGAUCGGAGAGGAGCUCAAUCCAGAGCAUGAGAGUCUGGAGAUUCACCACAGUUCCCUAAUAGGGAAACACCUGGAUGCCACAAACUCCACCUCAGGCAUCUCCAUAUAUGGUGUGGACUCCAUGGCCCACUAUGAGGAGGCCCUCAGGCAGGUGCGCUAUAGGAACUGGCACCCGGCGACCCUGACUAACAGGAGGUUCAGGCUCACCUGCUCCGAGCUCAACGGCCGCUACACCAGCAACGAGUUCAAUCUGGAGAUUAGUGUCCUCCACAACUCAGCACCCGUAGAGCAUGUCAAUCACAUGGCUGUCCAAUCCCAGUACAUGCGGCCUGUGCAUCAUCCACUGAUGGUGCACACUCUCAAUUCCCACAUCUCAGGCACCCCUCCAGCUGCCACGGUGGUGAUAGUGAUCUGUAUCGCCGCCCUGGUGGUCAUAGUGGUGCUGGGCAUCUACAGGCUCCACAGUACCCACCAGGACGGCUCCAAGAGGGAGGAGGACGGGGCCAAGGACCCAAAGAUGGACUGGGACGACUCCACCCUCACCAUCACAGUCAACCCUAUGGAGGCGGUGGAGGAGGGGGUAAGAGACGAAGAGGAAGAGGAUGAUGAAGAGGAAGAGGACGAUGAGCAGGCAGGCGACAUGAGUGCAGAGUCAGGCGACAGUGAUGAAACAGAGGAGGAAGAGGAGGAUGAGAGGGAAGUGAAGAAGGAGGGAAAGCAGAAGAGCAAGCUGGAAUGGGAUAGCUCCUCGAUAACGUAUUGAUCUGUCCCACAUGUACACACACCUACAGAAUCUGCAGUCACAAUCAUUUGUGAAAACGGCACAUUUUUUUAAAUGAAAUGUUGCUCUCUUCUGGUCAAACUAAGGCAUUACAACCAAAAAGGUUGACUAGCCAUAAGCAAUUGUCCACUUCUCUUGCCAGUGGAGCUGAUUUCUCCCAUUUGUGUGUAACUGCUCGAUCCUAUUUAAGACUGCCAUUGACAACACAAUAGGGCCAAUUGAAAAUUUGCACAAGCACAUUUCCACCUUAUAUCCAAUGGCUUGUUCAUCUGUGUUGAAUUAUUUCUGGGUUUGGACACAAAAGAUUGGACACCAGAUUUUCCCCCGUUAUCUAUCUCAAUUGCUUUUGAGUUACUAAUACAAAAAGAUCUUGGAAAAUUGUUCAUUGUAAAUUGUACGUCCGCUCUUUAGCAUUAAUACAAAUUGUGGAAUUUUUUUGCAAUUUUAAUACGGUACUUUUAAAGUAUUUUUUGUUUGCAUUAGAUUAUGAGAUUAUAUUUUAUUCGUUUUAAAUCUUGGAAACGUUUAUUUUACGUCUUCUGAAAGACAGACAAACAAAUUGUCAUUAACAGAGGUAUAAGAGAGGAUGUAUUUACAAACAAAUUUUGAACAUUUUGAUAGAUUCUCCUUUUUUUUGUCUGUCUGCCUGGUUCUUUUUCUUGAACAUAUAUGAAAAAGCGAGAGAAGUUCCUGUAUGUUUUUAUAAAUCCCUCGUGACGCGUAUAUAGCAGGUAGCAUAGCUGAACUAUAAUUCACCUCGUCUCUCAUCUAUCUUUUCUCAAACUGUAUGUCCAAAUGUGCUUGCAUCAGGGGCAUUUUGAGUAGUCAAGUUGCUCCUGACCACAUAUUUAGAAUCAAAUGACCUUCCCUCAAUCCGAACUUUAAACAUUUGGAGGGAAAAAAUGGACAACUGACCCUAGAUUAGUGCUUGAGGGUGACUUUAUAGUGCUCAUGGUCAUUUCGAUCUCUGUGUUUGCUAUUGACUGCCCCUGCGUCUGUCCACCUACUUCUGAGGCCACUAUUAUUGGCUUGACAGGUUAGCAUUUUCAGCCUGGGCGCAGAAACAACUUGUCACAUUGGGCGCGUUCGAGCGGAUCACUUUUGUCAAGUCGGCGCAUUGGUCACCGCCUUUCAAAGUGUGUUGCCAUUAUGAGAAUAAAAAUUGUCUUACUUGCGCCUACAUGUCGCCUGCAUUAACUUUACAAAAAUCACGUGAUCAAAAGGUAAUGACUUUAGACUGCAGUCGACCGCUAGUUUCUGCAGUCGCUCUUCAUUAACUUCUUCCUGCAGCAAUCUCCUGCAUUGUGGGAGGCUCUAUUGUCAGCCAAUCAUGAGGGUGUUUUUAUUUAACCCACGAGAAAGGACUCAAACAAGAUAUAUCUAAAUGAGUGCGAUAUUUUAGGCUCUCUCUCACUAAAUUGAUUGUAGCCUACAAUGUACACACAUUUGAUUUCAGUUUGAUUGAUAUGGGGGUUGGAGAUGUUUAUUUUGACAUUAUAAAGAAGAAGUUACCAAUUGCAACACGGCCAUGUUAAUCUGAGCUUUGCCUUUUGAAAACCACAUUAGUGUCCGACUUUCGGCUGUCGCAGUUUCUCCUCCCACGACUUCAGUCCUCGACGUUCGUCUACAGUCGUUUGCUUUAGCCGUACCACUCAAACACACCCAUUCUCUUUGGGUACAUCUCAAUGGGCUAAAGGGGCUCCCUCUCCUUGUUUUCUUUCCUUCACCUGCCAUCAAAAACACAGGUUAAGGUGAAAGGAAACUGGUGGGUGCCUUUGCCUACCAGAAUUCUGCUUCCACCUGCCCAUUUCAUGUCGAGACAGAUUAAGGAAAGGAGUCAAAGAGACUGAGUAUUGAGAUACACCCCUUAUGUUUUUCUAUGACAGGCCACCUCUGUCAGAAGUCCCACUGUAAAAAAACUAACUAUUGAUCCUCUCGCUCCUUCUCUGGUCGCCUAUAACAUGUCUGCUGUAGUUGAAUCUAGCCAACUCCUUGUUUCUGACCCCUUGUAUUUCCCAGAAUGCCACUCUAAACACUGCAUCCGUUACAUGUUUAUGUCUGUAGCAGUGGUUAGAACUCUUCCCCCCCCGUCGGCCUUAACGCCUGUGGUUGUAAUGUUAUCAUUGUGAGACGCGUCUACCAUUGCCUUGUUUCACCCCAUCUUUAUACCAUGGGAGAAUCUCAAUUGCACACUCCUCACAUCCUCUGUCCUCGCCUCCUUCUUAAAGCCCAUUGGAUGAGAAAGCCAGAGGUCCUGCCCCUCUGACCUUCUCCUCCAAUGGGUUUUGGGGUAGGCGGCUUGCGAGAACGUGAGAAGUAGGCAAUUGAAAUUCUCACCAUGCGUGUCAUAGAGGAGUACAAAUAAACUGUUUAGCAUAUAAACCCUUUAAAAACAGUACAAGACAGUUAUUUUAUAUAUGAUUAUUUUUGUUUUGUUUUGUAAAUGUUUGGGGUUUCUUUCUCUUUGGUCGUAAUGGCAGCACUUUCUGUACAUUGACCAAUAAAGACUUGUUUUAGAAUCUA
Oncorhynchus kisutch (coho salmon) is the source of this 5580-nucleotide messenger RNA. RefSeq names its product calsyntenin-2. The record is from RefSeq and is a predicted model, not a curated record. Gene Ontology annotation, molecular function: calcium ion binding. The coding region runs from base 211 to 3039 and encodes 942 amino acids. Gene Ontology annotation, cellular component: postsynaptic membrane; cell surface. Lineage: Eukaryota; Metazoa; Chordata; Actinopteri; Salmoniformes; Salmonidae. The transcript is spliced from 17 exons. Gene Ontology annotation, biological process: homophilic cell-cell adhesion; positive regulation of synapse assembly; positive regulation of synaptic transmission.